Messenger RNA from Schistosoma turkestanicum, 1796 nucleotides. Lineage: Eukaryota; Metazoa; Platyhelminthes; Trematoda; Strigeidida; Schistosomatidae. The record is from the annotation of a GenBank genome assembly.
UUAGUAGUAGGUUUCAAAUAAAAUUAAAAGAUACACUUAUAUAUAUCCAUAAUAAAAGAUUAUGCUUGAUGGAACUUUAUGGAUAGAAUAUAAUAGUACAUGUAGUGGAAAUAUAAGUUCAACUGGUAUCACAAAAUUUGUAUAUUCUUUACCAAUAUUAAUAUUAAGCAUAAUUGCUUUAAUCUUAAAUGGAUUAUGUAUCUCGGUAUUUUCAAGACAACAUAGAAAAUCGGUUAUGCGAACAAGUUUGCUGGUUUUAUCAGCAACGGAAGUACUUUUUCAUUUUUUUGUUUGUAUAGAAUAUACAACACAACUUAUUUGUUCAUCUAAUCCACGAAUGAUUAAACCAACAGAAUUUAUUUUAUUUGCUCUUAUUAAUUGGGGCUCUGAUUGUUCAUUAUGUACACGUAAUUGGUGCAACGUGUUGAUUACGUCGGCUCGUACAGAAGUAGUCGUAUAUCCAAUACGUAAAAGACGUAUACUUUCUCAUUCAGCAAUAAAAUUCAUUUAUGGAUUUCUAUGGAUUCUAUCUGGAUUUCUUGCUAUUGUGCGUGCAUUUUAUGAUUAUGCAAUUAUUUGUAAUCCAUUGAGUGAUGAUCAAAUGAAUAGUUUGAUUGCACAACCACAUGAAACAUUCUCAUCAAGUACAAAUAAUUUAGAUUUCUCUAAUGAUUUUCAUGAAAAAACCACCAUUGUAACAUAUAUUGACGCUUUACUAGAUCAAAAUAUCAUAAUCAACUAUGAAGCAUAUUGUUUUUUUAUAUUUCAAGUUAUUGCGCCAACGUUGAUUGUUUUAAUCAUGUCAUUUAUUAUAUCUUUCUAUGUUUCACCAUGGCGUGAUACAAAAAUCAUUGAAGUCACUAAUGUACGUAGACGACAUCAAAUGAAAGCAACUAGAACGAUAUUAUUUUUAGCUAUUUCAUUUUUAUGCUUUCAAACACCUAGUUUUAUUUUAGUCAUUAUACAACAUUAUACAAAAUUGAAAAUUGAAUUUCAACUAGCUAAACUUGUUGCAGACUUGUUGCUUACAUUUGAUUCAAUCAUUAAUAUCAUGAUUUAUGCUGUUGGUUUGCCAGGUUUUCGUGGUUAUUUAAAUCGUAUGUUUAUUUGUUUAUGUCGAUGGAAUCACACGGAUCAUCAUCAUCAUAAUAAUAAUAAUAUGCAUAGUAAUCGAUGUUUAUUGAAUUCCAUUGCAUUGGCACAUUCAGAAUUUCAACCAAUCUCAUGUAUUAAUAAUAAUAAAAAUAAUAAUAAGAAUAAUAAUAAUUUGAAAAUUUCACAAUUCAAAUCAACGAAUUCAUUAAAAUGGACUAAUCAUCAUCAUCAUCAAGGUUUGAAUCGAAGUAAAAAUUCACAUUAUUAUUAUUCAUUUCAUGGCAGUAAACCGCGUCCACAUUUAAAUAAUCGUGUAGAUUGUAAUGAACCUUUAAAACAACUCCAACCAUGUGAUGAAACAAUGCUACAAAACAAAUCAACUAUAAAUGAUGAUUUAACAAGUAUUAGAGUAAAAGAGAUUUGUGAUGAUAUUUGACUAUUUGAAGAAGAAGAAAAAGAAGAAGGUGGAGAAGGAUCAAAAAAAUAAUGAAAGAUAAGAUUCUUUUUUUUUUCAUUUAGGCAAGAUACAUUUAACUUGACUUGAUGAUUUCUACAGAUUGAAAAACACUGGUAUUAACUAGUCAUUUGUUUUUUGUGUGUUUUUUUCUCUGUCUUGUAAAUAAUGAUAUCAACAUCUAUCUAGUUUAUUAUCAUUGUUAUGGUUAAUUUUAUUUUAAUUUUAAAAGAAUAUGAAAAUGCAG